Mizuhopecten yessoensis (Yesso scallop) is the source of this 1963-nucleotide messenger RNA. RefSeq lists its product as uncharacterized. The record is from RefSeq and is a predicted model, not a curated record. NCBI's taxonomy places the organism in Eukaryota, Metazoa, Mollusca, Bivalvia, Pectinida, Pectinidae. Bases 1043 to 1963 code for a protein of 306 amino acids. The transcript has 3 exons.
ACAACAAAUACAAUUUAUUUUGAUAAUGUUUAUCACAGAUAAGUCAUAAAUAUUAGUAUGUACAUUUAAUAGCAUUUGCCGCUUUAAUAAAUAUCUGAUUCAGCAUUCUGAUGGAAUACCUUCACAUACACAUUUUUAUAGUGUAAUACCCUGGAAUAUAACAUUUAUUUAUGGUAAUACCGUCAGAUAUUACAGAAUUAUACCCUCAGAUAUAUCCUCAGCUAUCACAUUCUAAUACAGUGUAAUAUACUCUAACAGCUUAACAAACUCAAGUAUUCUUUAUUACAGUGUAAUACCCUCCUAUAUAACUAUCAGAUAUAACAUGUAUUUAUAAUAUUAUACCCUCAGACAUAAUAUUUAUUAGUUAUACUAUCAGAUAUAACAUGUAUUUACAAUGUUAUACCGUCAGACAUAAUAUUUAUUAGUGUUAUACUAUCAGAUAUAACAUGUAUUACAAUGUUACACCGUCACACAUAACAUUUAUUACAGUGUAAUACUAUCACAGUGUUAUACUAUCAGAUAUAACAUUUAUUACAGUGUUAUACUAUCAGAUAUAACAUGUAGUACAGUGUUAUACUAUCAGAUAUAACAAUAAUUGCAGAAUAAUACCCUCAGACAGUAUUUAUUACAGUGUUAUACUCUCAGAAUCAGAUAUUACAUUUACUUCUGUAUAUUACCCUUGGAUACAAUAUAAAUGAAUUAUUACUAAUUAACUUUAUGAUUGAAUAAAAACUAGGCUUUAUACAUAGGUGUUCUGUCUGUGAUAACCCACACAAUGAUAGCUCUAGAGUGACAUCAUCAUAGGAUUAUCUAACCCCAGGAUUAACGUUGGCCACAAUUUAACCACCCUCCCUUCAAAUGUUGUUCUUACUCCAAUACAAUACAAGAAUCAAUAUGAAUAUUAUAAAAAGGAAAUGAAAAUUUAAUUAGUCAGAAUAUAUGUUUCAUGAUUUAAUAUUUCACUAAAUUAAGGGGGAGGAGGCUGGCCUGGUACUGUCAGCUUUUACCUUGAUAUGUAGAGCUUGCCACAUUUCCUUGAGCUAUGUUUGUAUGCUUCCCUCACUUCCUACUUAAAGCUUUACUAGUAUACUUCCCUCAAUUCACACUUACAGCUAUACAAGUAUACUUCACUCACUUCCUACUUACAGCGAAACAAGUAUACUUCACUCACUUCCUACUUACAGCUAUAGUAGUAUACUUCACUCACUUCCUACUUACAGCUAUACAAGUAUACUUCACUCAAUUCACACUUACAGCUAUACUAGUAUACUUCACUCACUUCCUACUUACAGCUAUACUAGUAUACUUCCCUCACUUCCUACUUACAGCUAUAGUAGUAUACUUCACUCAAUUCACACUUACAGCUAUACUAGUAUACUUCCCUCAAUUCCUACUUACAGCUAUAGUAGUAUACUUCGAUCAAUUCACACUUACAGCGAAACAAGUAUACUUCACUCAAUUCACACUUACAGCUAUACUAGUAUACUUCACUCAAUUCACACUUACAGCUAAACAAGUAUACUUCACUCAAUUCACACUCACAGCUAUACUAGUAUACUUCACUCGAUUCACACUUACAGCUAUACUAGUAUACUUCCCCAAAAUCACACUAACAGCUAUACUAGUAUGCACACAUCAAUUCACACUUACAGCUUUACUAGUAUACUUCCCCCAAAUCACACUUACAGCUAUACUAGUAUACUCCCCCCAAAUCACACUUACAGCUAUACUAGUAUACUUCCCCCAAAUCACACUAACAGCUAUACUAGUAUACUUCACCCAAAUCACACUUACAGCUAUACAAGUAUACUUCCCCCAAAUCACACUAACAGCUAUACUAGUAUACUCCCCCCAAAUCACACUUACACCUAUACUAGUAUACUUCCCCCAAAUCACCCUAACAGCUAUACUAGUAUACUUCACCCAGAUCACACUAACAGCUAAACUCGUAUGUCUGGAGUGA